AUGGAGAUCCGGAGGCCCUCCCGACACGGAAACCAUCCCGACCGAACUUAUCAACGGACCUACAAGGCCUGUAUAUCCUGCCGGCAACGGAAGGCCAAGUGUGAUCUGGGGACGGGCCCGGAUGGACUUCCCCUUGGCCCCCCUUGUGCGAAAUGUCGCCGGGAACAGAAGCCGUGUCUGUUUGACGAGAAGAGGGCCUGGGAACGGGUGAAGAAGCGAGGAACUCAAUCUACAUCGAAUCUGGCCAACUCAAUGAUGCGCACUGUCGUUUCCAGUGGAAAUGAUGCCCUCAACAUCCUUUUUGAGGCCGCCAACGCACAGAGUCAGGAAGACAGUAUGAUAGAGUCGGACUCUUUGCCUGAAACUGAGCAGCAUCGAUCAGGUCAUCCUGUCACAUCUGAAGGUUCCUCGAAUCAAAUAGAUCUCACGGUUCCCCCAGACGUUCUAGAAAAAGCCAUGCGCCCGGUCGAGCUCUCACACGUAUCGAAGGACGUUUUGAGUACCUGGGAGGCAUGUCGAUUCGUCAGGAUGGGAUGGUUCACAGCUAGAGAAGCUGUGACGUUUAUUGAUCUCUUUUUCAAAAACAUGUCUAUACUAUCUCCAGUACUGACAGACUUCUAUGCCGAUCAUAAGAAUCACCGUUGGCUGAUCGCACACGACCCUGUCCUCUGCUGUACAAUCCUGAUGAUAUCGUCUCGGUAUCAUGUACUCCCUGGUGUUGGCGGCCAGUCGCGAAAUUUCUUUAUACAUCACAGACUCUGGCAACACUGCCAGCAGCUGGUGACGAGACUCAUAUUUGGACAAGAGCUUUCUUCGCAGCCGAAGAUUCGAAACAUAGGCACAAUAGAAGCGCUCCUGCUCAUGUCUGACUGGCAUCCACGCUCACUCCACUUUCCUCCAGAAAGUGAUGGAUGGGAUUCCGAUCUGGUUACCAUAGAUCUGGAAAGCACAGAAUACGGAGAUGACGGCAGCAAUUCGUCAGCAAAGCGAUGGGCAAAAGACAUGAGUGAGCCUGCUAAACGAUCUGACCAGAUGUCUUGGAUGCUUCUGGGGUCCGCAUUGUCUCUCGCGCAUGAGUUGGGCAUCUACGAGACCGGAGAUAAAGCACGCGAUGCUUUCGUCGCCUACGAACGGUUCAUGACAAAGGAUCAAAUGCGCCUCCGACGGCAGCGGGCGCAACGGUUGUUGUACGUAUAUAUCAAUCAGUUAGCGUGGCGGAUAGGAUGCGUAUCGCUCAUGCCGCAAGGCUUGAGCCAUUCAAUUCUCAACCGACAGACAUCUAGAGAAUUAAGCCAAUAUGGAGAAGAAUGGCUCACAUUCAUGGACUCAUGGAUGGACCUGACGAAACUCGCCAAAUCUGUCACGGACAUGUUCUUUCCAUCUGUUACUUUCGCACGACAGCAGCUUCAGAGUGGACGAUAUAUUGACCUCCUGGACCAUUUCCGUCCACUGCUUGACAAGUGGAAAGAGAGAUAUCUCCAGCCGCAAUUGCAUGACAAACCCUUCUAUGACGAUAUCUUCAUCGAAUACCACUUUGUCCGCGUAUAUACACACUCUGUUGGAAUGCAGGCUGUAGUUGAACGUGCGAUCGCAGAUGGAAACGCAGAUGAAGAAGAAGUUCGUCCCAUGAACAUCGACCCCAUCGACUAUGAAUACAUCCAAGAAGUCAUAGAUGGAUGCUGCCAGAUACUGGAGAAGGUCACGCAGCUUGCUGACAUCGGGGCACUGCGCUUCUCUCCCGUUCGGAUAUUCGUCAGGAUUACAAGCGCAUCCAUAUUCUUGAUGAAAGCUCUCAGUUUGGGAGCGCGACAAGCAAAGCUCCGUGAGUCGCUGGAUGUCCUAGAACGAACAAUACAAGCGUUGAGAUCAAAUGCCUUGGACGACAUACACCUAAGCACACGCUACGCUACGUUGCUGGAGACUCAUGUAUCGCGCUUGCGACGACAUUUAGUCGCCUCAUGUAAGAGUCUCAAAAGACGGCGUGAGUCAACGACACGGCACUCGAUGGUGCCUCCAUCAUACGCCAGUGCCACAAGUGACGAGCAUGCCCCACUGAUAACGAAUCCUCCAGUUCCCCAGAAUAUGUCAGAUAUGGGGUUUACACCGUCAUUGAAUGACAUCGCUGCUGAUGACUGGCUGUCGCUUCCAUUCGACCCAUCCAUGGCGCCGUUCAGUAUUAGCAGCGGGGGCCAAUUCCCAGCAUAUGAAGGCGGCGGCUUGAAUUUCCUAUGGAAUCUACCUUCUUGA
This is a messenger RNA of Aspergillus fumigatus Af293, 2247 nucleotides long. The record is from RefSeq and is a predicted model, not a curated record. Lineage: Eukaryota; Fungi; Ascomycota; Eurotiomycetes; Eurotiales; Aspergillaceae.